Molecule: messenger RNA, 755 nt
Organism: Strongylus vulgaris
Lineage: Eukaryota; Metazoa; Nematoda; Chromadorea; Rhabditida; Strongylidae
Source: the annotation of a GenBank genome assembly
AUGUUAGCGAUCCUAUGGGAUGCGAGAAGCCUUUUGUUCCACGGUAGAAACGACGUCCUACGUGGACAUCGUUUUAACGUGGGUGUCGACAUUGGUCAUCUAAUACCGCAUGGUAGUGGUGUGAAAAUGAUUGCUAACAUCAAUGGACGAGUGGUCGAGAUACCUAUGAAACGAACAGGUGCUGCAUCGCAUGGUGGAAUAUUCAUUGCACAUGAAAUUGGACAAUCUACUCUUAAGGUACUGUUUGAUGGCGCCUUAGUGAAAGAAGCUAAGAUCAAUGUCCGAGAAGGUUGCGAUGCGUCGAAAUGUAAGGCCACUGGUGAAGGAUUGAGGAGCGCCAUUGUCGGAAAACCAGCGAGAUUUGACAUCGAUGCACAGAACGCAGGCACUGGCGAACUAUUUGUGCAGCUUGUCGGCCCAGCAGAAGCGAAGAACAAAUGUAGAGAUAAUGCAGACGGCUCAUGUACCGUUGAAUAUGUCCCUUCUGUUCCCGGAGAGUACAGCAUCGGUAUCUGCUACGGAAAUGAGAAAAAUAAGGAGCACGUUCCAGGAUCGCCGUUCCGUGCUAUCGUCGACUAUCCAUACGAUCCUUCUCGUAUAACGGUAAAUGGGCUACGAUUAGAUUCAAUAUCGGAAGCUCGUGUUGGUACACCGGUCACGUUUGACAUUGAUGCUUCAUUGACACACGAAGCACCAAUAAGUGUUAGCGUACCGCCAGGUAAUUCUGCACUCUUAUCAUUGAGGAAUAAAUGAAC